AUGAAAGUCUACGUGUACGAAAACCCUCGUUCGCUGGCGCUGGUGUCGGAGAAGUAUGCGCUGGUGUUCCGGUAUGCGACGCCGACCGACGACAAGAACCGGCCCCGGUGCAUUGUGGAGUUUGCGCCGAUUGAGAAGAUUGAUUUCCGCAAGCACCGGGCGCUGUCGCCGCUCGAUUGCCACGGAUUUUUGGGUCUCAUCAACAUUUCAAGCGACGUCUUUUUGUGUGUGAUCACCGCCAAGUCGCUGGUGGCUUCUCCUCGGCCUGGAGAAACCAUCAACCGGGUGGUGGGUGUGGAGUUCCAUUGUCUCAACAGAAACACUUGGGACUUUGUGACGCUGGACCUCAACGGUUAUCCUAUUGAUUUGCACGACCAGGCCAGCAGUUCUGGCAUCACCGAGCACCCCUGCACACAGCUUCGAAAGAUGCUCACCAACUCAUCCUUCUACUACUCGACGGACUUUGAUCUCACGUCGUCCAUGCAGACCCGAGGCACUGCCCAGCCCGCCAGCAUGCGCAAUCCCGCCGGUCAGGUCAUUUCAACCCUCGAGUCGUCCGACGCCUCCUUCCUGUGGAACUCGUACAUGAUGACGGAGCUCGUCAAGUUCAGAGACAACUUGCCCGACUUUGAACGCAGCGAGUUGGACAAGUGCGGCUUUUUGACCACACUGAUCCGGGGCUUUGCCGAAACGGUCAACACGCGGAUCGGUAACUACGACGAGAACCCCAUCUCGUGCCGACUCACCAUUGUGUCCAAACAAUCAUGUCGAAUGGCCGGUACCCGGUUUCUGGCCAGAGGUAUCGAUGAUGACGGCUUUGUCGCCAACUUUGUCGAGACAGAAACGAUCCUGUACACAGAACGAGGCCAGGCGCAGAUUGUGUGCGCAUUUCUGCAGGUGCGAGGCUCGGUGCCUUUCUUCUGGGAACAGGACUCCCAGCUGCUCAGCAACAAGGUGCAGAUCACCCGGUCCAUUGACGCGGCACAGCCGGCAUUCGAGCGACAUAUGGACUACCUGUGUAACAAGUAUGGCUCCAUCCACGUGGUCAACCUGCUCUCUCGUGAAAAGUCGCACGAAAACGAACUCACCCAGCGAUACCAUGGCCAUAUCAAGAAGCUCAACGAGGCAGGAGGCUCGCAUUCCACCGACCCUGCUUCUGGAUCGUCUCGAGGAGGUCUUGUGGCCGUGACCGACUUUGAUUUUCACCACGAAGUCUCUAAGCAGGGCUACUCUGCUGCUACUCGUGUUCUCAACCGGGUCAUUGACGCCAUGGAGGAGUACGGCUUUUACUCUGCCGACUCUUCCAGUCCCAAUGUGACUCUCCAGAACGGUGUUUUCCGAACAAACUGUCUGGACUGUCUGGAUCGAACCAACAUGAUCCAGCAGGUUAUUUCUCGUCAGGCCCUUCAGAUCUUCCUGGAUCGAAACCAUCUCGGCUGCAACCCCGAUUUUUGGAGCAAACAUAACAUCUUGUGGGCCGAUAACGGCGAUCAGCUGUCCCAGAUUUACGCUGGAACCAACGCUCUCAAAACCAGUUACACUCGGUCCGGAAAGAUGAACCUGGCUGGAGCUCUGGCCGAUGUGACAAAAUCCGUGGGACGUCUGUACAUCAACAACUUCACCGACAAGACGAAACAGAACACCACGGACGUUCUUCUCGGCCGACUCUCGGACCAGGAGGGAAUUCUCUUGUACGACCCAAUCAACGAUUUUGUGGUCAAGGAGCUGGAGCGCCGAAAACUCGAGUUCUCGUCCACCACCAACAUCAAGGUAUUUGCUGGCACCUUCAAUCUCAACGGCGAGCUGUCUGAUGCCGAUCUCGCGGGCUGGUUCUUCCCUCCCAAGUCUGCGAAGGAGCUUUCUGGGGGCGCAGGUUUUGAUGUGCAUGACGACUUGCCCUCCAUUGUGCUCGUGGGCUUUCAAGAAAUCGUCCAGCUGACGCCCGGACAGAUUCUGAAUGCGGAUCCGGGCAAAAAGGAGUUCUGGGAGAAGCGUGUGGAGGCUGUUCUCAACACGCGCGACGAGUACGUGCUUCUGCGGUCUCACCAGCUGGUGGGAACUGCUCUGUUGCUGUUUGUAAGAAAGGCCGAAGUUGGCUUUGUCAAGAACAUUGAGGGAGCUAUCAAGAAGACUGGUCUUGGAGGUAUGGCCGGAAACAAGGGAGGAGUGGCUGUGUCGUUUUCAUACGCCAACACCCGGUUCUGCUUUAUUACCGCGCAUCUUGCAGCCGGUACUUCCAACAUUGAAGAGCGUCAUCACGAUUUCAAGACGCUCAAUACCGGUCUGCGGUUCUCGAGAGGUCUCACAAUCAAGGACCACGACUGUGUUAUUUGGUUGGGAGACUUCAACUACCGAAUUGAUAUGGAUGGAGAUGUGGUGCGUCAGAUUGUGGCCAAAAAGGAAUAUGGUCUGCUGUUUGAACACGAUCAGCUCAACAGACAGAUGGUGCUUGGAGAAACGUUCCCUUACUACAACGAGAUGGAGAUCAACUUCCCCCCUACGUACAAGUUUGACAACGGAACAGCCACCUACGACACCUCUGAGAAGUUCAGAACUCCUUCGUGGACUGACCGAGUGCUGUACAAGGGCACUGGUCUGCGGGGCAUCAACUACGGUUGUGUUUCAGACCUGCUGUUCUCGGACCAUAGACCCGUCUACGCCGAGUUCAACGCCCAGAUUCUCAUUGUUGACCAGAAACGAAAAGCCGCACUUGGAAAGGAGCUGUACGACAAGCGUCGAAGCGAAAUGGGCGGCUCCAACGAUCUCAUUUCGCUGUCUGAUCUCAACGAGGUUACCCUCACCCACGGUCUGCCUCCUCCCUCUACUGACGCGCGAAAGUGGUGGAUCAGUGGAGGCCAGACUGCCAAGGUUCCCAUUGUUCCCCCCGCCAAGGGCAUGAUUCUCAACCCCAAGAAAAUCAACCCGUUCGAGGGCGAUCUGCCCGACUUCGUCGACAAGCCUGCUCUUCCCCCGCGACGAAAACCCAUUGGAAGUCCGCCCGUGAAACCGAUGCCCAAACCCAAGCCUUCGUCUCUUCGCUCGGCCUCUGCUGUCAGCGCCACUGCUCCCCAGCUCCCCAUUCCGGAGCUGUCGCAAACCUCUCUGCUAGACAUGCCCAUUGGCCCCAUUGAGAGCCAGAGCAGCGCAGGACAGAGCAGCAGCACCGAGAAGAGUUUGCUUGACUAG
Yarrowia lipolytica CLIB122 is the source of this 3186-nucleotide messenger RNA. RefSeq lists its product as uncharacterized. Gene Ontology annotation, molecular function: phosphatidylinositol-3,5-bisphosphate 5-phosphatase activity; phosphatidylinositol-4,5-bisphosphate 5-phosphatase activity. Gene Ontology annotation, cellular component: cytoplasm; membrane. Gene Ontology annotation, biological process: phosphatidylinositol dephosphorylation. NCBI's taxonomy places the organism in Eukaryota, Fungi, Ascomycota, Dipodascomycetes, Dipodascales. The record is from RefSeq and is a predicted model, not a curated record.